Molecule: messenger RNA, 1493 nt
Organism: Nyctereutes procyonoides (raccoon dog)
Lineage: Eukaryota; Metazoa; Chordata; Mammalia; Carnivora; Canidae
Gene: PRKAG3
Product: protein kinase AMP-activated non-catalytic subunit gamma 3
Exons: 13
Coding region: 36-1493 (485 amino acids)
Source: RefSeq, a predicted model, not a curated record
UGCGCACUUGCUCUCCGUUGGUCCGGGUUGGCCGCAUGGAGCACACACUACGCCGGAACCCAUCCUGGAGCAGCCUGGAGGGACCCGAGCAUCAAGAGAUGAGCUUCCUAGAACAAGGAGAGAGCACUUCAUGGCCAUCACCAGCCAUGACCACUGGCUCAGAAAGAAGCCAUGGGAAACAGGGGGCCAAGUCCUCGAGAUGGACGAGGCAGGAGGCGGUGAAGGAAGGGGAGCUGCCGGGUCUGGAGGAAGAUCCCCAGGCCAGGCCACCUGCUGAGUGCACCGGGCUGGAGGCCACAUUCCCCAAGGCCACACACUUGUCGCAAGCUGCCCCCUUGGCCAGGGUGGGCACCCCACCGACAGAGUGGGACAUCUCCCCCCUGAACCAUGCAGCCUCAGCCGUAGGCUCCAGUCCAGAUGAUCUGGAGCUGGAUAUAGAGUUCCCAGUCACAGCAGACUGGGGGUACGAGCUCGGCCUGGUGGAAGAGAGGCCUACCCUGUGUCCCUCCCCGCGGGCCCUGUUACCCAGGCCGGGCUGGGACGACGAGCUGCAGAAGCCGGGGGCCCAAGUCUACAUGCACUUCAUGCAGGAGCACACCUGCUACGAUGCCAUGGCAACCAGCUCCAAGCUGGUCAUCUUCGACAUCACGCUGGAGAUCAAGAAGGCCUUCUUUGCGCUCGUGGCCAACGGCAUCCGGGCGGCACCCCUGUGGGACAGCAAGAAGCAGAGCUUCGUGGGGAUGCUGACCAUCACGGAUUUCAUUUUGGUGCUGCACCGCUAUUACAGGUCCCCGCUGGUCCAGAUCUAUGAGAUUGAACAGCAUACGAUUGAGACCUGGAGAGAGAUCUACCUUCAAGGCUGCUUCAAGCCUCUGGUCUCCAUUUCUCCCAAUAGCAGCCUGUUCGAAGCUGUCUACGCCCUCAUCAAGAACCGGAUCCACCGUCUGCCGGUUCUGGACCCGGUCUCCGGCGCCGUGCUCCACAUCCUCACACACAAGCGGCUGCUCAAGUUCCUGCACAUCUUCGGCACCCUGCUGCCCCAGCCCUCCUUCCUCUCUCGCACCAUCCAAGAUCUGGGCAUUGGGACAUUCCGGGACUUGGCCGUGGUGCUGGACACAGCGCCCAUCCUGACGGCGCUGGACAUCUUUGUGGACCGACGCGUGUCUGCACUGCCCGUGGUCAAUGAAACUGGACAGGUCGUGGGCCUCUAUUCUCGCUUUGAUGUGAUUCACCUGGCUGCCCAGCAAACCUACAACCACCUAGACAUUAGUGUGGGAGAAGCACUGAAGCAGAGGACACUGUGCCUGGAGGGAGUCCUCUCCUGCCAACCUCACGAGAGCCUGGGGGAAGUCAUCGACCGGAUUGCCCGGGAGCAGGUACACCGGCUGGUGCUAGUGGAUGAGACUCAGCAUCUCCUGGGUGUGGUGUCACUCUCCGACAUCCUUCAGGCCCUGGUGCUCAGCCCUGCUGGCAUCGAUGCCCUCGGUGCCUGA